GCCACUCUGACGUCACAUCGGCGCCUCGCGGGCUGUAAGCCCAAGCCAGGCUGGGCCAGGCGGCCCGGGCCCGGCGGGGGCGCUCGGUCGGCGGCGUUGCCUGGGGCUCGGGCCGGCUGCAUGGACGACAGCAAGGGUGCUGCCCAGUCCUUUGAAGGGUGCCAUGAAGCGUGAGAAGAUAAGCAGAUAAAUGCAGCCUUAAGUUUGUCCUUGCCUGGCUGAUUCUUCACCCAGCACUCCCAGGCCCCUCUGCAACAAGAGCAUGCUGUUGCCUCAUUCAGCUUAAGGUUGAAAACCACUGCAGCAGACCAUUUUUCAUUUGUGGACCCCUAAAAAUUUCAAAUGGAGGCGUGGACCCCGUCCAUUGUAACUGUCGUUCAGGAUCCUAGCCCUAUCUUCAAGCAUCUGUAACUACACCUGACUUGGUGUCAUCUGCAAAUUUGCUAAGCAUUCACUUGAUCCCAUUAUCCAGAUCAUUGAUGAAGAUGAUAAACAGUACCAGACUUGGGACAGACCCCUGGAGAACCCCAUUUCAUACUUCCUCUCAACUACACAUUGAGUCAUUGAUGACUGCUUGUUGAAUAUAAUGAUCCAACCAGUAGUUGGUGGCAAGGUAAAAAAACCAGGCAAGCGAGGUCGUAAACCAGCCAAAAUAGACUUGAAGGCAAAACUCGAGAGAAGUCGUCAGAGCGCAAGAGAGUGCAGAGCACGAAAGAAGCUGAGGUACCAAUAUCUGGAAGAACUGGUGUCAAGCAGGGAGAGAGCCAUCUGUGCGCUCAGAGAAGAGUUGGAAAUGUACAAGCAGUGGUGCAUGGCAAUGGAUCAAGGGAAAAUCCCCUCUGAAAUAAAAGCCCUACUAACUGGAGAGGAGCAAAGCAAAGUGCAGCAGAACUCUACCAAACUUUCCAAGGUUGUGAAAACAGAAGCAAACAGCAACAACCCCUGGUGAAAGCUGAUACAGAAGUCAGUGGUGAAUCCAGCCCUGCUCUGCAUCUCGUGAAGGAAUGAUGAAGAUCUUGCUUUGCUGGUUCUAUUUGCCACCUUCCACCAAAUUGAAAUCUGCACAACUUUUUUUUGGUCAUAAAUUCAACGUGAAUAUGAAACUCCUAGCAUACAGAUUUUAAAGCUACUGUUUGACUUUUAUCUUACUCAGCUUUGAAUAUUGAAGCAUAUUUAGUAUGUACCUGUAAUAUCUCCUAUAGGUAGACAGAAGCAACAUCUCAGCUUUUAAAUGUCUCUGCUGUUAAUACUGCAAUGUAGGCUGUUUUUGUGAUUUGAAUUUAUUUUUAUUAUUACUCAUGAAAGACGCCAAGCUUUUAAUCUGCAGUAAGAUAUGAAGCCUCGUGCACCUAAUCACUCAACCAAGAUGAAGUUGAUUUUUUUUUUUUUUGUCUGUGGUAUGUUGUGUAUGCAUGGCGCAUCUUCUCCUCUGAGAAGAUGUUGCCACUAUGUACAAAUAUUGUCAUUAUAUUUGUUCUGUCUUUUCUUCUUUAAACUGUGAUGAGACAAUUAAGAUCCUUAUCAUUUUACUAAUGAUUUGCAUGAACAUCUGCUUAAAAGUAAAAUAAAAAAACCCCUCAAACCAC
Molecule: messenger RNA, 1586 nt
Organism: Alligator sinensis (Chinese alligator)
Lineage: Eukaryota; Metazoa; Chordata; Crocodylia; Alligatoridae
Gene: CREBL2
Product: cAMP responsive element binding protein like 2
Exons: 7
Coding region: 587-949 (120 amino acids)
Biological process (GO): regulation of DNA-templated transcription
Cellular component (GO): nucleus
Molecular function (GO): DNA-binding transcription factor activity
Source: RefSeq, a predicted model, not a curated record